AUGGCAAAAGGUAUGUUUGAUCUGCGUGGAUGGGUAACAGCACCUCACAGAAUAGAUAGCAUUGUUGAAGUUCCUGUGCUUGGGAUGACAUGGAAUACAAUUCUAGACAAUUUAAGAUGUAAUGUCAACAUAAGUGAAGCAAGAUCGGAGAAAAUAACGAAAAGAUAUGUGAUUGCUGUGGCACAACAUAUAUUCGAUCCACUGGGACUUGUUUGCCCAGCAACUUUAAUACCCAAACUUAUUAUGCAGAAAAUUUGGGAACAUAACAUAGAUUGGGAUCAUGAAAUACCCGAAGAGUUAGCCCAAGAGUUCAAAAUCUGGUUAAGUAAAGCACAUUUCAUCAAUCAAUGUCUGUUCCCUAGACAUAUCUCAAUCGCACCUUUAGAAAAAUGUCAGACAAGUCUUCAUAUAUUUUGUGAUGCCAGCCUAACAUCUUUUGCUGCAUGUUUGUUUUUAAGAACAAAAUUAAACGAACAGGUAAAAGUCCAAUUAGUUUUAGCAAAAAAUCGGGUAACCCCAGCUAAAAGAAAAAUGUCUUUACCAAGACUAGAACUUAUGGGGGCGCUCAUUGCAACUCGACUAUACAAAGAGGUUUUAGAGUCAAGAUUGCUAACAAAAUGUAAGGAAUACAAGGUUUAUUUUUGGACUGACUCUGCUGUGGUGCUAUCAUGGCUAAAAAGACAAGCACAUUGGAAACCAUUUGUUUCCAAUAGAGUGAAAGAAAUAUGCUCAACAACCAAUCGUGACGAUUGGUACCAUCUACCUGGUGAGUACAAUCCAUCAGAUCUUCCAUCACGAGGUUGUGACGCAAAGAAGCUUAUGGAAAGUAGAUGGUGGGAAGGCCCAGCAUGGUUGAAGCUUAAUGAGAAGGAUUGGCCAAAAUCAAACAUUAUAAAUGUCAAUGAAGAGAUUGUAGAAGCAGAAGUAACCAAAAACGCCAAGAUUAAUACAAAUGUCACAAUAGAACCAUUCAGUCAAAAAUUGACAUAUUUUUCAAAAUAUAACCGCAUAGUUAGACUUGUGGCAUGGAUAUUACGUAUGAAUUGUAAAAUAAAAAUAAAGUUUGGCAUAAAGGAGUCAGACAUAACAAAUGAUGAAUAUAUCAAUGCAGAAAAGACACUAAUUAAAUUAUUACAGAAAGAGAAUUUUACAGAAGGGUUUUCGUUACAUAAUAUAAAUACAGAAAUAGAUGCCGAUGGGGUGAUAAGAGUAAAAACACGUUUAGAUUUGAGUAAAGAAGACAAGAAUUUUGUAAGGCCAAUACUUCUACCAGGAAAAAACGAAAUCGUACAGCGGUUAGUGCGACAGAGACAUGAAAAGUUAAAUCAUGGAGGAACUCAGCUCUUACUAUCCAACCUCAGAAACAAUUUAUGGAUUUUAAACCUAAGACGUCUUGUUAAAAGCGUUGUUUCUAAAUGUGUUAUAUGUAAGAGAUACAAGACAAAACAUUACGAGGUUCCUGAAGCACCAUUGCCAUCAAACAGAGUUGAGGCAAAUGCAGCAUUCCAGAUAACUGGUAUAGAUUUAGCGGGACCUCUACAUCUCCGUGACCAAAGCAAAUGUUGGAUAGUAUUAUUUACUUGUGCUACAUAUAGAGCAGUUCACCUAGAGCUUGUGGAAUCUUUAUCCACAAAUAGUUUCUUGAUGGCCUUACGUCGUUUCAUAGCUCGAAGGGGCCGCAUAAACAUUAUAUAUACUGAUUGGCACUACAGUGGUACGAAUUUUCAAGGUUCAGCCAAUUUAUUAAAAGAGGUUGAUUGGGCAAAAGUCGAAGCAGCAACUAGCGUAGUUCCACCAGCUAUCAAGUGGCGUUUUGUACCUCCACGUGCGCCCUGGUGGGGAGGAUGGUGGGAGCGCCUUAUAAAGGUAGUAAAGGAAAUGUUAAGAAGAAUCUUGGGAAAACAAUCCUUAACUUUUAUUGAAUUAUCAACAAUAAUUUGUGACUGCGAAGCAAUCAUUAACAGCCGACCAUUGACAUACGUAGCAACAGCUGAUGACUCUCUUAAACCACUUACUCCAAUGAUGUUUCUACAUCCCUUAGAUAAUAGUGAGAUGCCUGAUUUAGAUCUGAUUGAUGCAAAAAACAUAAAUAUUCGUUUACAAUAUCUAAACAAAUUACGUGCAGAUUUUCGACAACGUUUUAGAAACGAAUAUAUUGCUUUAAUUUGUAGUAAAGAUAGAUGUAAACAAAAUUUGCCGAAAUUAAACGAUAUUGUUGUUAUUGAAACUGACACUAGUCGGCUAUAUUGGCCAUUAGGUAUUAUAAAGGAGUUAAUUAUAGGUGCUGAUGGUAAUUGUAGAGUUGCAAAAGUACAAACAGCUACCGGUGAAUUGGUUAGAGCUGUACAAAGUCUUUACCCACUGGAAUUAACAACAGUUACAAACGAAUGGCACAGGGCCAGUCCAUCUACUAAUAGAAAUAAGACAGAGACUAACCCUAACAUUAAGGAUUAUAGUUCCCAGGCGACUUUGAAUUCGGACAUAAUAUCAUCUGAUUUACCUCGAACGACUCACUGGCCCAAGACGCAAAAGACAAAGCCGACCUUUUAG
Messenger RNA from Parnassius mnemosyne (clouded apollo), 2550 nucleotides. Lineage: Eukaryota; Metazoa; Arthropoda; Insecta; Lepidoptera; Papilionidae. The record is from the annotation of a GenBank genome assembly.